UUGCAGUCGAAAUGGGAGGUUCCCAUGGGUUGUGAUGCAUCCAACGUGGGACGGUGGAACGCUGAGAAAAAAAGGAAAGUAGGAACAGAAGAAGGGAAAAACUCUCAUGGUGGGUCUGAUUUGAAGUGGGAGCUUGAAUUCGUUAAUAACCGGAUCACCGAGAUUUCCUGACUAUAUACUGCAUUUGAUAAGCAGCUACGGGACUUCUGCAACUUCACUCGAUGAAAUGUGUGUGGAAAGUUGGACGUAGUCGACGCUUAUUGAAGAGGUCUUUGGGUUUUGCUGUUAACCUUACAUCGAUGAUGAAAAUUGUUUUAGAGACCACUCUGCCAGCGCCGUGCUUGCGCUGACGGGAAACUUGGUAACGAUAUCCACAACCACUUUGUAGCAAGUUUGUAUCCCUUGGAUUUUGGCGACUCUGGAAGAAACUUUGUUUCAAGCGUUGGCGUUUGUUUCGAUGCUACAUUGUCGUGCAACCUGAACAUGGUGGUUGGAAGUUCUUGGAAAAUGUUAAACUCUACGCGGUGUGUGCAUUUUCCACUUCUGAAGAGGCUGUUCGUGAAAUAACAAGAGACUUAUCGACUUUCAUCCGUUGUUAUAGCAUAAUAAACACUACAGCAUUUAGACUGUUUCAGCCAGCCUUAUAGCAAGGCAUGCCAAAACUAACCGUCUAACCUACAAGGAGACCCUUUUCAACCUUUUAUGGACAACUGCCGGCAAGUUGCCUUUAGUUUUGGCCGCUGGACAAGUUUCUUGAAUUGCCUUGUAAUUCGUGAUUCACCUUUGAUUUUUAGUUAGCCAUACAGAGCACGGGAAGACAAUUAGGCUAUCUUACGCUCAGCUACAAGAAAUCAAAUGUAGCUUCAAUGGCUCGCAAUUGCGCUCCUGUUAUCACAUUUACUUGCUUAGUAUUCACACCAUGAUGAAUGUAAAGUAUCAUCUUUGAAAAGAUCAUCUGUAAUCUACAUCAGAUUUCCCAAUUUGUGGAUUUGAGGAGAGCGAUCAAGACAACGCGCGAUUAGAACUGGAUACAAAAUGGCGGCCUCCCUGGGUCAGAUCGGAUCUGUUUCAUAUUAUGUAUUUUAUUUAAUGUUGUCCUUGGAACUGUUACUAAAUUACGGAUUGAGUGCUGAUAUACCAUGUGCCCAAAACUGUACAUGCACCGGAGAUUCUGUGGACUGUAGCAACUUGGAUUUGACUGAUAUUCCUCAGGACCUGCCAGCUGGGACUAUUUCUAUAAACCUGAGCCACAACAAGCUGACAGCAGUCGAUACGGACAUCCUCUCCAGCCUCCCAAACCUGCGAGAAGUGCGCCUGGACCACAACGAGCUCACCGCCAUCCCCUCCUUCAGGCUGGCCUCUUCCAGAAUCGCAGUCCUCUACCUGCAGCACAACAAGAUCGGCCAAGUGGACGGCCGGAAGCUCAUGGAGCUCACCGCUCUGGAGACGCUGGACCUGAGCAGUAAUGACAUCACCGAGCUGAGAGCCCACUGCUUUCCCGCGGGGCUACAGAUCCGAGACCUGUACCUGAGCAGUAAUAAGAUCGUGCACCUGGAGGCCGGGGCUUUCGACCAGCUCUCCAACAGUCUGCAGGUCCUCCGCCUCAGCCGCAACCGCCUCACACACAUCCCCGUCAAGGCCUUCCAGCUCACUCGCCUCACCCAGCUGGAGCUGAGCAGGAACCGCCUGCGGCUGAUCGAGGGCCUGACCUUUCAGGGUCUGUCCCGCCUGGAGGUGCUCAAGCUGCAGAGAAACAACAUCAGCAAGCUGACCGACGGAGCAUUCUGGGGGCUGGCCAAGAUGAGGGUGCUUCACCUGGACUUCAACAGUCUGAAGGAGGUGAACAGCGGCUCUCUGUACGGCCUGACCUCCCUGCAGCAGCUCUACCUGGCCAACAACUCCAUUGGCCUCGUCAACCCGGACGGCUGGAGGUUCUGCCAGAAGCUGCGUGAGCUGGCCUCAGAGUGCCCAGCUCCAGCCCAGCCCAGCCCAGCCCAACCCUGCCAUGUUCCCCUCCGCCUCACCCCUGACUCCUCUCUCCUCUUUUGUCUCCGUCUCCACAGGGAGCUGGACCACAACGACAUCUCGGGCACUAUAGAGGACACCAAUGGGGCCUUCACCGGAUUGGACAGCCUCCACAAGCUAACUCUGUUUGGAAACAAGAUCAAGUCGGUGGCCGAGAAAGCCUUCUCCGGCCUCAAGGCUCUGCAGCACCUGAACCUGGGAGAGAACGCCAUCCGCUCCAUCCAGAAGGAGGCCUUUGCCAUGAUGGGGAACCUUCAGAGCCUGCGUCUUGAGAGCGACAGCUUCCUCUGUGACUGCCAGCUGCACUGGCUGCCCGUGUGGCUGACGGCUCGAGGGCUCAAGGCAGGCAUCAGUGCCACAUGUGCCCACCCUGAGAGCUUGAAGGGCACCAGCAUCUUCGAGGCACCCGCCGAGAGCUUCGUGUGCGAUGACUUGCCGAAGCCCCAGAUCACGGUGCAGCCGGUCAGCACGGUGUCGGUGCUGGGCCAGGACGUGCGGCUGAGCUGCACGGCGGCCAGCAGCAGCAGCUCGCCCAUGUCCUUCGCCUGGCGCAAGAACCAGGAGCCGCUCCGCCACGCCGAGCUGGAGAACUUUGCCCACAUGCGCGCCCACGCCACCGAUGCCGCCGCCGCCGCCGCCGCCUCCUCCUCCUCAGCCUCUGUGGCCCCAGCGCUGUCCCACAGCAACGUGAUGGAGUACACCACCGUGCUGCACCUGCGCCACGUCACCUUCGCCCACGAGGGACGCUACCAGUGCGUCAUCACCAACCACUUUGGCUCGUCCUACUCCCAGAAGGCCCAGCUCACAGUGAAUGUGUUGCCCUCGUUCGCCAAGACUCCAGAGGACCUGACGGUGCGGGUCGGAAACAUGGCCAGGCUGGAGUGUGCGGCCGAGGGCCACCCGGCCCCCCAGAUGGCCUGGCAGAAGGAUGGCGGCACCGACUUUCCGGCUGCCCGUGAGCGUCGCAUGCACGUGAUGCCCGACGACGACGUCUUCUUCAUCACCGAUGUCAAGCCCGAGGACGCCGGCGUCUACAGCUGCACCGCCCGCAACUCGGCUGGCACCGCCUCGGCCAACGCCACCCUCACCGUGCUGGAGACUCCACGGCUGGACGAGGACAUGGAGGACCGGAGCGUGGUGGUGGGCGACACGGUGGCGCUGCAGUGCAAGGCCCUGGGCAGUCCGCCUCCCAGCAUCACCUGGCUCCGCGGCGACGAGCCGCUGCGCCCCAGCGAGCGCCACCACUUCACGGCGGGCAACCAGCUGCUCGUCAUCCGGCAGGCCGUGCCCGACGACGCCGGCCGCUACACCUGCCGCAUGUCCAACAUGCUGGGCACGGAGCGCGCCCACUGCCAGCUGAGCGUGCGGCCCCAGGCGCCCGGGCCAUGCGCGCCACCGCCAGGCCCUGCCGCGGGAACCAUUGCUGCCGGCAUCAUCGUCAUCGCCGUGGUGACAAGUGUGGUGGCCACCUCACUGGUGUGGGUGUGCAUCAUCUACCAAACGAGGAAGAGGAGCGAGGAGUGCAGCGUCACCAACACAGACGAGACCAUCGUCCCUCCUGAUGUCCCCAGCUACCUGUCCUCCCAGGGGACACUGUCAGAGAGGCAGGACGGGUCCAUCCGUGUGGACAGCAGCAGUGGCUCCCAGCCGAAUGGCCACAUAGACAGUAACGGCUUUGACCAUCCUGUGUGUUCCGACUGCCUGGAGAACUACUCCAAGCCCCCCGACUACCUGCUGCAGAGCAUGGGCCCAGUCGGCCUGGAGUACCAGCAGACCCACCACCCCUCGGGGUACAUCAGCGUCCCGGUGGGCAGCCCGCCGACGCCCCUUCACAACAACACCAACACCACCACCGCCGCCAUCACCAUCAGCGCGCCCCAUUCAGCCCCCCACUGCAACGGCACACCCAAUGGGAUCCGACGGGACCCGCAAGCCUUCCCCAGCAACCACGACAGGGUGGCCUCGCCCAAGAAGCUCGGGGAAAGCAAAGAUCCCACCAUCACCAGGCUAGGUACGCCGGGGUCCGAGAACUUCAUCCGGCCAAUCAAGCUGUCCCCCUUGACUUCGGUGGACAUCGAGCGCGGCGACUCGGAGGUCACACAGACUCUACUGUCCAACGGACACGUGCCCCGAGUCGUCGCCAGUGAGAACACCUCCCUCAGGCGGGCGAGCGACUAGCACCCCCCACCCCCCGGAAUCCUCUCACCCCACGAAAAAAACACUUUGGACUCUCGAUGCCGCCAUCGCCUUCUUUUUUUGACGUUUGUCUUUUUUAUUUUUGCACUGAGAGCUGCUACCUCAGCCAGGAGAAGGUGGAGGAGGAGGAGGAGGUGGGGGCAGAGCUCGCUCAGUUUCACUAAACUGAGAGGAAAAGAGGAGGAGGAGGAGGAGGAGGAGGAGGAUGAUGGAGGCGGACGUUUCAGGGUUGAAAGGUGAAGCUUGCUUGUGUGGGCUGUGUCCCGCGCGAGCGUUUUAGCUGUACAUAGUCUUAAAUCUUCCCAAGGGAGCUUCCAUUUAUUAAGUGAAAAAGAGAAAAGUGACUUGCAUUUGAAGCAUGCAAAUGUAGGGAGAACUGUACAGUAUAAAAAAGAGAGUGAUAUAACAUUGGACAAUGGACUGUACAUAAGAGGUUUCAUAUAAAUAUAUAUUAUAUAUUAUAUCUAACUUUUACAAAGAGUAUUUGGAUUUAUUCUGUGCAUGAUAAGAACUGAGUGAUGGUAUUUUUUUUUUCUUGUUAACAAGCCUUUCCAGCUUUUCUUCCUCACUGUUAUCUGUGGUGCCUUAAUAAUGCAUGAACAAAGAAACCAAGAUUCCACCAUAGCUGCAAUAGAGAUUUGAACGUUUGCUCGAUGUACAUCAGUACAUUUAGUGGUUGUCAUGCCAUAUAUCACAACAUGCAGUGCAUUGCAGUGAAAUCUUUGACCUGACAACCUGUCGGUCUGUGGCCUUAAGUCAUGUAGCUCUUAUGGAUUGAGCGAAGAGUUUUGAUAUGAUUUAUUUGGCAUUGGAGAGGAGACACAGGUUGGCUUUAUACAAGGAAAUAAUGUUCCAUUGAUUUAAGCACUUUGCCCUAUGAUUUAUAGGACUUUUUCUUUAAAAGUUGCAGAUUGUGAUUGUACUCUUAUAGGAAUGUAUGGAUUUCUAACAGCUUUGCCAAGGCACACAUCACAAAGCUCACAUUUUGUGUCUCAAACAAACAAAACAUGUAGAAAAAAAAAAAUCAAGACUCUUCCAUUGACUAUAAGGUCCUGACCACAUCACCAAGCUGCUUUUUCUCACCCCAAUACCUGUGGUACUUAAGUAGAUGUGUAUUUACUUUUGUUUUUUCUUUUCUUCUGGAAAGUAAGUGACAUGAAUGUGGACCUCCUCCAAAAACAACAGUAGUGUUUUUUGUUUGUUUGUUUGUUUUAAAAAUCAUAACAAAGAUGCCUAGUUCUCACAGAAGCCUAAUGUUGCCAAACUACAAAAGGGAUAAUGUCCAUCUCUGAACUCACUUGAACAGGAGGCUGCUCAGAGUGCUGCAUGAACUGCUGUCUCGGGGUCUCCAAGCAGCACCCCGUGUCACACACACACACACACACACCCCAAACAACACACACACACUCAACAACACACACACCAAACCAAACAACACAUUCACACACACAGGCAAUGGCCAGUAAACUCUAAACCUUACUCCAGCUUUCUUAACACCUGGUUGCAACACUACAUCAAAGUCUGUUCAGAUUUGUCAUGAUCCACAUCCACACCCAUCGAAGAGGAACGGCCAGCAAAGUGCAAAACUUCAUUCUGUGAAAACGUUGCGUUACCUUAAAAAUUUCUUUCUACCAAACCAAGUAGAGCUGAACAGCCUAUAAUUUGUUUGAAUGGACAUUGUUGGGAUUGUGGGCUUUUUUUAAACAAUGUGCUCAGAUUAAUUUAUUGAAAUGAACACUCAAACUGUUGUACAUUGACAAAGCUAAGACGUUGAGGUGUCUAACAUGGCAAGUGUCUAUUAAAGUCACAUUUUGCUAUUUUACACAAUGA
Molecule: messenger RNA, 6051 nt
Organism: Alosa sapidissima (American shad)
Lineage: Eukaryota; Metazoa; Chordata; Actinopteri; Clupeiformes; Clupeidae
Gene: lrig1
Product: leucine-rich repeats and immunoglobulin-like domains 1
Exons: 17
Coding region: 1036-4203 (1055 amino acids)
Molecular function (GO): protein binding
Source: RefSeq, a predicted model, not a curated record